Messenger RNA from Suillus fuscotomentosus, 678 nucleotides. RefSeq lists its product as uncharacterized. The record is from RefSeq and is a predicted model, not a curated record. The coding region runs from base 1 to 678 and encodes 225 amino acids. NCBI's taxonomy places the organism in Eukaryota, Fungi, Basidiomycota, Agaricomycetes, Boletales, Suillaceae. The transcript has 2 exons.
AUGGAAGAUCCUAUUCUGGCAGUAAGGCCAGACUUCACAUCACAAGAACACGAAGCUUCGUGGCGUCAAUUAGUAGAAGAAGGCCUCUCGAAUGAAAAUGCAGCUCGGGCCUUAGCAGCAUUAUGGACCUUAGCUAACAAUGCCGAGAAAGACUGUUGGGCACUCAGACAACAGCACAUGAUAGAGGCCAGGCAAAGAGAAGAGGACAAAGAGGAAGAACAUCAGCAACAAUGCAAGGAGGAAGAAGAGGCUGCACAUCUAGAGGAACGGAAGAAGAAUAAAACUAAGUACGCGCCCAUAAUGAAAUCCGGAGACUACUGCGAGCUCCAUUAUUUCACCAACCGUGGUCUUGAAGACGCGAAACUGUCCAACUUAAUAGCGGAACUGGAAGCUAUGGUAAUGCUACCAGCAGCAGACGGUUUACACUCUUGGAUCCCAGCAGUGGCAGUAAAGGACCCGAAAGCGGCUCCGGUUGUGAAAGACGAGAAUCUGUCUUGGGAAGAAUUCAAUGAAGCCACCCCUCGCAUGAUCACAAUGAUGCAAUUGUACGACUGGCCUGAUGAUCAGACAGACAUGCAUAUACAAUUUUGGUCUGCUCUACAGACACAUCGUUGGCGCCAUUCACCAGAUCAGCUCAAACAACGAGCGCUACUACUAUAUCAAUCCCAGCAACAAUGA